AUGAAUGACCAUCAAUGGAUGCUUCAAGAGCCUGUUCCCUUUGAAGAGUUUGAGUUCAGCAUGGGUGUACCCGAUUUUUCUAUCCCAUUUCCUACAUCAGAUGAAUUGUGGGCGUCUUCGACCAACACAUCCACAUCUUCAGCUUCAUCGACAUCGGUGCUCAAUGAAACGGAUCAACAAGAGUUCUCUCGAUUCCUUGACUCUUUUUUUGUCGAUGAUGAUGAAGAGGAACGUCGACGUGUAUCCAUUCUCCAGUCACUUGAUGAACAAAAGCGUCGUUUUCAACCCUAUCCAACAAUCAACAAAAGCAACAAAAAGCCCCAUUUGCCACCAUCGCCUACUACAGCAGGCUACAUGAUGUCAUCGUCGCCAUCCCAUACAAGUACAUCCUCCUCUUCACCAUCGCCUGACAGCCCCUCCUCUUCAGCACUCCAUCAUGGCAUGUUAUCUUCAAGCAGUAGUAGACGGCGCAAAUCAGGCCGUGAGCUACUAUCAGAAGAAGAAAAGCGGGCUAACCAUAUUGCGUCUGAGCAAAAACGACGCAGCACCAUAAGAAAUGGGUUCAAGGACCUUACGGACUUGGUGCCAUCAUUGAAGAACAUGAACAACUCAAAGAGCAAUGUGCUUUUCCAAGCUGUUGAAUUUAUCAAAUACCUUGAACAGCGCAACCGAGGGCUUCAAUCAAAAAUCAAAUCGCUUGAAUAUCGCAUGGCAUGCCGAAUGCCCGAUGAUCAAUCGAGGCGGCUAUUAAAGCUUCAAGAACAACUCCAAUUUCAUCAACGUCUUUUAUCACAACAGCAAGCUCUCAAGGAGCGCUCGGGCUUGGCCUACAUUGCUCUAGACGGUGGCGAUGAUGAAAACAUCCAUCACACCAUUUCCGCAUAA
This is a messenger RNA of Lichtheimia ornata, 885 nucleotides long. RefSeq lists its product as uncharacterized. NCBI's taxonomy places the organism in Eukaryota, Fungi, Mucoromycota, Mucoromycetes, Mucorales, Lichtheimiaceae. The coding region runs from base 1 to 885 and encodes 294 amino acids. Gene Ontology annotation, biological process: regulation of transcription by RNA polymerase II. The transcript has 2 exons. The record is from RefSeq and is a predicted model, not a curated record. Gene Ontology annotation, molecular function: DNA-binding transcription factor activity, RNA polymerase II-specific; protein dimerization activity; RNA polymerase II cis-regulatory region sequence-specific DNA binding.